This is a messenger RNA of Aspergillus fijiensis CBS 313.89, 189 nucleotides long. RefSeq lists its product as uncharacterized. The coding region runs from base 1 to 189 and encodes 62 amino acids. The record is from RefSeq and is a predicted model, not a curated record. The transcript is spliced from 2 exons. NCBI's taxonomy places the organism in Eukaryota, Fungi, Ascomycota, Eurotiomycetes, Eurotiales, Aspergillaceae.
AUGGCAGAGUCCAAGGAAGAUAUUGUGGCUGACAAUCGCCCUCAAUCCUACAUUCAGGGAGCAAGACUUCAUCUCACUACUGCUGCUCUCGCCCUGUAUCUGUUCUUGACCAUUCUUGAAAUUCCUAUUGUUACGAUCGCCUUGAUCAGCAUCACCGAAGAACUUGGGGGCUUGAACAAGAUCUAUUGA